UAUACUGCUUGCGUUCGUCCAAAGUGAUGGGCAUGUUCGCGCCAGUUCUGAUCAUCCCAUCAACCUCGUGUGCGCAGUCAUCCAAGUCACACGAGAUGAAGAUCACGGUGCAGUCAUCCAAGUCCAUCAAGCCUGACUAUGGCGGCCACCGCCCGGUGGCUCCUCCGUUCACGGCGAACGCCGUCCCGCUCUCCGUGUUCGACAAGGCCAACUUGGACACGCAUGUCUCCGUCGUCUACGCCUUCCACCCGCCGGCCCCGCCCAACGACGUCCUCGAAGCCGGGCUCGCCAGGGCCCUCGUCGAGUACCGCGAGUUCGCCGGGCGACUCGCCCGCGACGCCGACGGCAGCCGCUCCGCCAUCCUCCUCAACGACGCCGGCGCGCGGUUCGUCGAGGCGACGGCCGGCGUGUCGCUCGGCAGCGUGAUGCCGCUGCAGCCCACUCCCGCGGUGCUGAGCCUGCACCCGAGCGGCGGCGACGAACUGAUGCUGGUCCAGGCCACGCGGUUCGCGUGCGGGUCCCUCGUCGUCGGCAUCACCGUGCACCACAAAGUCACCGACGGCCGCGGCUUCUGCAACUUCAUCCUCGCGUGGGGCCAGGCCACGCGCGGCGCCGCCGUCGACCCCGUCCCCGUGCACGACCGGCCGGCCUGCUUCCUGCCGCGCAGCCCGCCUAUGAUCGAGCACGAGCACCGCGGCGUCGAGUUCAAGCCACACGACGCCCGCAAGGACCACGACGCCGGCGGCGGCUGCGACGGAUACGGCGAGGUGGUGGUGGUAGAGAGGGUGCACUUCAGCGCGGAGCGCAUCGCGGAGCUGAAGGCGCAGGCGUCGGCCGGGGCGCGGUACAGCACGGUGCAGUGCGUGCUGGCGCACCUGUGGCCGUGCGUGACGCGGGCGCGCGGGCUGGGCGGGCGCGACGCCACCGCCCUGCUCAUCGGAGUGGACGGGCGAAGGCGGAUGAGCCCGCCGGUGCCGGACUGGUACGCCGGCAACGUGGUGCUCUGGGCGCGGCCGACAGCCACCGCGGGGGAGCUCGUGGACAUGCCGCUGCGCCGCACGGCGGAGCUCAUCGGCCGGGCGGUUGCGCGGGUCGACGACGCCUACUUCAGGUCCUUCAUCGACUUCGCCUGCUCCGGGGCCGUGGAGGCAGAGCGGCUGGUGCCGAUGGCCGACGCGGCGGACAUGGUGCUGAGCCCGAACGUCGAGGUGAACAGCUGGGUGCGACUCCCGCAUUACGACCUGGACCUGGGCGGCGGCCGGCCCUUCCUCUUCAUGCCCAGCUACGUGCCGGUGGAGGGCGUGGUCUUCCUCGUGCCGUCUUUCGUCGGCGGCGGCAGCGUGGACGCCUACGUUUCGCUCUUCCGCCACGACAGGGAUGCCUUCAGGAACUGCUGCACGUCCGGCCUCUCAAAACUCUGAUUUUUACUGCCAGUCACCUAGUACCUCAUUUCCGGUUCGAUCAUAAGUCUUGCGCGUAUCCUUAUGUCUAUAAUUUGAUCAGUAUAAAAUGAGUUGUAUAGUUGUAUUGUAUAAUCUAAAAAU
Hordeum vulgare subsp. vulgare (domesticated barley) is the source of this 1544-nucleotide messenger RNA. Its product is annotated as agmatine coumaroyltransferase-2-like. Bases 27 to 1421 code for a protein of 464 amino acids. The record is from RefSeq and is a predicted model, not a curated record. Gene Ontology annotation, molecular function: acyltransferase activity, transferring groups other than amino-acyl groups. Lineage: Eukaryota; Viridiplantae; Streptophyta; Magnoliopsida; Poales; Poaceae. The transcript has a single exon.